Molecule: messenger RNA, 1058 nt
Organism: Agelaius phoeniceus (red-winged blackbird)
Lineage: Eukaryota; Metazoa; Chordata; Aves; Passeriformes; Icteridae
Gene: LRRC52
Product: leucine rich repeat containing 52
Cellular component (GO): voltage-gated potassium channel complex
Molecular function (GO): voltage-gated potassium channel activity; transmembrane transporter binding; potassium channel activator activity
Source: RefSeq, a predicted model, not a curated record
CCACUGUUCCACACUUGCCCGUGUAAAAGCCAGGCUCGGUUUCCAGCCGGGCACUCUGCCAAGGGCUCAGGUGAGCCACAGAGCUGGACACCUCCUCGGCAUGCCUGGGAGGGCAGUGCAGCUGCCAUAGGACUGCUUGCAGUCCAUGAAGGGCUAAGCGGCCUGGAAGGUCUCAAACCAUGUCCCCUUCAGGUAGCCCACGGUCCCUGAGCCUCGUGCUCCUUCUGGGGAUGGCAUCCCAGGGGAUCAGCUGUCCGAGCAGGUGUAGCUGUCAGUACCUGGAGGUGAACUGCACCGGGCAGCAGCUGCACGAGUUCCCUGUGGACAUCCCUCUGGACACCAGGCAGCUGAUUCUGGCAGCAAACAACGUCUCGUACCUGCCGCCAGUGGAACUGAGCUUCCUGGCUGAUUUGGUCUAUCUGGACUGCAGAAAGAACCUCUUGGGGGAUGACCUGGAUUUCACUUUCAUUGGCGUGGCCAGGCUCGUCUAUCUGGACCUCAGCUUCAACAACCUCUCCCAGGUCACUUUCAGCACCUUCUCCCACCUCCUCAGCCUGGUGGUACUGAAGAUCUCAGACAAUCCCAACCUUGUGGCCAUUGAGAAAGAUGCUUUUGCCAACAACACCUGGCUGAGGCACCUGGAUGUGAGCCGGACAGGCUUGACCUUCCUGGACACCAGCACCGUCCGGGACCUGCCCAACCUGAGGCUUCUGGGGCUCAGUGACAACCUGUGGCACUGCAACUGUUCCUUUUUGGAUUUCAUCACCUGGAUGAUAGAGAGCGAUGUGCAUUUUCCAGAUGCUGACAACAUCACCUGCUACACCCCAGCAGGGCUGCGUGCCCUGAGGAUGCCAGCAGCAGAGGCACAGCUCCACUUCAGCUGCCUGACCCAGCUGCACAAGCAGGAUUAUGUCUUUCUGGGCCUCGUUGGCUUCUGCAUAUUCCUUGCUGGCACCAUGGCAGCCUGGCUGGCCGGUGUCUGUGCUGUCAUCUACGAGGCCCAUGCCUCAAAGGGGGAGGAAGAGGAGGAGGAGGAAGAGGAAGACACAGCCACUUAG